CGAAGUUGUUUUUCGCUGUCUGCGGCAAUUUGGCUUCGUCGUCCAGGCCGGCCACAACGUACCCAAACAGACCACCUCUUUGCAAUACACGAUCGUCGCGCUCGCCGUCGCCCGCAUCGUCUUGCUCGUCGUCGCCGUCGUCGCCCCCAAUGAACAUGGCCCGUGCGCACGAUCAGGAAAGUCGCACGGGCGGCUGACAUAAGCAGUCGCCUGGCGGCGCCAGCCCGGCUUGACCUUCUCGACCUUUUUCCCAACGUCCAGCACACCCCCGCUGUCGCCCGUUCGCGUCUGCCACCCUUCCCAACACCAUCCACCCAUACCUUGUGAAGUGAGGCGAUAUGGCGACCCCCGGGCAGCCUGGCAUGCCGAUGAUGGCAGACCCGAAUAUGAAUCCCGAGUACUUUCAGCAGCAGCCACCCCCUCCAGGCCAGCCACAGCCAGGCGAGGACUUGACGGGUGGCUUACCGAUCAACCUCGACUCCUUGAGAGACGGUCCGCCGGGGAGCAAGCCCUUUUACCCAUAUUCGACGCUUAUUCGCUACGCGAUCAAGGGCUCCCCCAACCAGAAGCUCCUCCUCGAGGACAUCUACUACGCCAUCGAGUCCCGAUUCCCUUACUUCAGAACGGCACCCAGCGGCUGGAAGAAUUCUGUCCGUCACAACCUCUCGCUCAACCCAUGCUUUGAGAAAGUUCCGCGUCCGCUCACCGACCGCGGCAAGGGAUCCUACUGGACGGUGAACGAUAAUGUCGACCCGCGCACUGGUGUGCACAGGGUGCGCAAGAAGAAGGGUGGCAAGGGCAAGAGCCGCGGAGACUCUGUCGAAGCCGAUCAGGAUUACCACCAACACGCCGAAGCUGGCUACGAUCCCCAGCAAUACGUUCAACGUCCUGAAGAUGGCGGCUCCCCAACUCAACCACCUCCUGCCCCUUACCCCUAUCCUCCUUUCGACCCAAACUUCAUGAUGGGCAUGCGCUUUCCACCAAUGGGCGGACCUAUGCCCAUUUCACCCGAAGAAGGGCUUGAACUUGACGAGAACGGCAACGUUGACUGGAGAGCGGCGUGGCUCAAGGAGAUCGGUCACCUGCAACAAGUCACCGCAGAGCAGGAGAAGGCCGGCGUGGACGCAGAGUGGUAUCGGAUGAUGCUAUACCGCGUUAGGACAGCGCUCAUGCCGCCCGUUGCGGUAAACCCGGACGGUACCGUCAUGCAUAUCCCGCCCCCUCACCUUGCGCCGCCGCCGCCAGCCCCCGCACCGCCUGCAGACGGACAGCAGCAACCGCAGACGGCGCCACCGCAGUGAUCCUACUUUUCUCACCCUCGUGAACCCAGGUCCUGUAUCGCUUGUCCUUCGCUUUCUACCGCUUCGCUAUGGAUGCUUUUCGGAAUUCGUACCACCUGUGAUGAUGUGCCUUGUACCGUAUCGUACUCUUCUUACCCAAUCCUCUCGUCCCGCAGAAGACCUAGGAGCGCCGCUUACAGAUGCUGAUCGUGCAGCCUUGUCAUAGUCGUGACCCUUAGCGAAUCAUCGAUCCUAUGUUGCUGUUGUUGUCUAUACACGUCGUGUAUAAUGAAAGAAAGAUCUCAACAAGGUCCUCACCCAGCA
Molecule: messenger RNA, 1604 nt
Organism: Schizophyllum commune H4-8
Lineage: Eukaryota; Fungi; Basidiomycota; Agaricomycetes; Agaricales; Schizophyllaceae
Exons: 5
Coding region: 339-1301 (320 amino acids)
Biological process (GO): regulation of transcription by RNA polymerase II
Cellular component (GO): nucleus
Molecular function (GO): DNA-binding transcription factor activity, RNA polymerase II-specific; RNA polymerase II cis-regulatory region sequence-specific DNA binding
Source: RefSeq, a predicted model, not a curated record